Molecule: messenger RNA, 5481 nt
Organism: Episyrphus balteatus (marmalade hoverfly)
Lineage: Eukaryota; Metazoa; Arthropoda; Insecta; Diptera; Syrphidae
Exons: 9
Coding region: 65-5326 (1753 amino acids)
Biological process (GO): microtubule cytoskeleton organization
Cellular component (GO): cytoplasmic microtubule; cilium
Molecular function (GO): microtubule binding
Source: RefSeq, a predicted model, not a curated record
GUGCUCCUUACAAAAUAUUCUUCCACAUGCACUUGACAGUUGCAUAAUUCCCAAUUGCAAUAAUAUGUUUUUUCGCCGGAUGUUCACGCGAAAGGAUACGAAUUCCGUUGGUGAGGAAGAGAUUGAUGACAGCGACUGUCCAUCAUCAUCUAACCAUCAACCAUCACAGCAACGUCAUGUACUCUCCUCUACACCUCGUCUGGCAAGGAAGAACAACCAACAACAAAACCUUUCAUCAGCCGGCUCGCAUCGACCCGGUUCAGUCUUGCAACUGACUCCACUCUGGGAGUACAUUUUACGGACACGCACCCUUCCCGAUAACGUUUGUCCCAAGGAAAUGUUUAACGAGUUUUUAGAACGUUUACGAGAUGCCGAAUGGCAAGUUAGACAACAUGCUCUUCGUGUGCUCGUCGAUGUGUUAGUCGUAAUGGGUCCUAAAGCAGAUGCUUACAUGGACCCUUUGGUAUCCCAGUUAGUAGAAAACUUAGGACAUCAGGCUCCUACCGUUCGGAAAGGAGCACUUGACUGUCUAAGAGUUUAUUUAGCCGAAACCGAAAUGCCAGAAACUGUCCUUUUACAGAUUCUCGAUAUCGGUUUAAAUCAAAAGAUCACAAAUGAACCAUUUGGUGGACGUUUAACAUGCGGUGUUAUGCUAUCCUUACCAGCUUUGGUUCAAUCGACUCUACACACGACCAAGAGGAAUUAUAUUCUUCGGACGACCAUUGACAUGUUAGUUAGUAAAAUGGGACAGGUGACUCAUCAGGAAAUUACCUUGAAAGUUCUGACAAAAGUUCGUGAGUUAAUUGGAAGUAGGGAAUUCUCGGAGUACAUGUCUCAUGGAGCCUUUAGAGAGUUUGAGCUGUUGUGUAGUGUUUAUGGAGUUGGGGAGAGUAAGGAAUUGAAUUCGAGUACGAAGUCCUGGCGAAUGGUUCCAACUUUACAGUCGGAAAGUGAUGGGCAGUCGAUGAAUCAAACUGAAGGCUGUUGGAAAUUUUCAGAUGAGGAGAAGAUUAUGGAAUGUCCAAGUAGUUCUUCAGCUUCCAAGGAGAAGGUUAUUUUAGAGACUGAAAUUCAAAUUAACGAUGAUACUUUGACCAUGAGGAUUCUUGAGGAGAAAGAGGAUUCCGAAGUUCCUGAUAAUUAUCCUAGCAGUGCUGAAGAUGAAGUUAUUAGUGGUCCACCGUUAGAGACAACUGGAAUCAUUCAUGUUCUGUCAGAUAGUGAAGUUGAAGAAAUUAAUCGAAGAGUUAGCGAUGAGUACUAUGUGACUCCACCAACUCCAAGGACCCCAAAAAGGGUAACAUUUGGUGGGGAAAUUGUCAAAAUGCGAACACCUGACAGUGAUGCUACAGUAGUUAACGAAGAGCCAAAAAGUUCAAUAGAUAGUAAAACUAAUGUUUUGAGUCUUGAGAUUCCGAAUGAUAAUACCAAGCCAAUUUCUUCUUCCACUUCUUCUUCUCCGAGUCACACUUGUAAGCAUUCGAAACAUGAUUCGAGUGAUAGUGCAGCGACAACACCAGUUUCUCCAGUGUCUCCGGUUAGAAAAGAACCGGAGAAUCAAGAAAAUGAUGUUUCACCGAGGUCACCAUUUAAGAGACUCACUGUGAGUUCAGUGGAUACUAUUGUGAGUCCAAGAGGUCCACAUAAGGAGAUUGAGGUUCUACAUAAUCUACAGAGGGAGCCAUCGCCAGUGAGGGCGAGACGAGCAAGUAUUCGGAUAGAAGAUGAAGAAUUUGAAGAAAAAAUUGAAAGGAUCCAACAACAACAACAACAACAGUCAUCAAAGGAUCAACCAAAACCACCGAAAUCAUGGGAGGAGUUGGAUAUUGUUGACGAUGAUGUUUUAAUGGAUUUGAGAUCUGGGGAUUGGCGACAACGUUCAAAUGGAAUCUAUGCCCUCGAAGACGCACUUCGUUCUUCUGAAAAUCUAGCUCGUGUUCAACCCUGUCUGGACUCCUUACUACGAACUUUACUCUCCUCAGAGAAAAACCCCGAAGUGGCAGAAGAAAAACGACGUGUACUAAUGAACCUGAUAUCACGACUUCCUUUAGAUAAUCUCGAGGAUCGAACUGUACAAAUCAUCACCGGUCUCUGUCGACAAGGUGGACCGGGGGCAAAUCGUGCCUCGAAGGCGUUAAUGCAACGCCUACCACCGGCUGUCAUUGUCCUCAAAUUGAUAUCGGACGAAUUUUUGCAUGCAAAGAGCUCAAGGUUUCGAGAAAACGCACUACAAAUGGUGAUGUAUGCUCUGAUGACCUUCCCCAGUACCUGUUUCGAUACCAAUACCUGCGUAACAAGUGCCGCUUUGGCAGCACUGGAUCGCAAGAAGCGGGUCCGACAAGCAGCCUUAGAUGUCCUUGCGAUUCUGGGACAAGUGACGUCUCCUCGGGUGGUGCUCGAAGUUGUACAAAAUAUCGCCGCCUCAAGGGAGAAUGGAAAUGAGUUCUUUGCAGCCGUUAAGGCGAGACUAUCACGCAAGCAAUUACCACUUGUCAGUCCAGAUGGAACAGUUCAGUACACACUGAGAGUGCCAUCGCCCCAGUCGCAAGAAAGAACAUCGCUAGCCAAUAUGGGUUCGGACUUGGAGUGGAUUGCAUCGGGUGUGGGUUCGGUGUCGCCAACAUCGCUAAAGCGCAGAGCCCACAAAUAUCGCAAUCAGCAAAGUUGUUGCCAAUCUUUCAAUAAUUACUCUAUGAAUAGUCAUGAAGAUUCGAAGAGAUAUCGUCCACCACACGAAAUGCUUGCACUUGGAGUUGAAGUUAAGGAUAUAAAUACGGAUUAUGCCACAUCUGACGACAAUCAUUCAAUGGCUAAUAACAACAACAACAAUAAUAACAUACAAUAUGUCUUGGGAAAAACCGUACCGCUGCAAUACACGUCAAUGAAAUCGAUGAAAAAUGGUGGUGGAGGUGGCACCACCAGCAACAACGGUGGCGGUGGUGGUGAAAUUAUAGGUAUAAAUGGCAAAAGAAUAGCAACAAAAUCGUGCUCGGAUUCUUCCGGAGAUGGAAGAAGUUCUGAUAGCACAUAUACAACCAGUAGCAGUGGUAACGGUGCAAUUAACCUUAAUGGACGCUUUGCAAGACAAUCUGUCACUUCGAGAUUCCCAACGAUGGAACGUAUUGACAUGACCGGAAAUUAUUUGCCCAAACAAAUGUAUAAGAAUCCAUUUUUAAUUUAUAAUACACGCAAUCAGGUGCACCUUAAUUCGACGUAUCCGAAAGUGAAUUACACAAUGCAACAAAAUCGUAAACAUAUUACAAGAACCAACCAACGGCCAUUGUACUUUUCGAAUCAAGAUACAUUCGAUGAAAGUUCAUUCGGUGAGGAAUGCCAUGAAUUUAAACCAACAGCCUACGCUGGUGGAGGAGGUGGAAAUGGAAAUGGAAAUGGAUAUGGUCCUGGUGGUGCAACAGUAGAACAUAAUCAUUAUAACAACCAUCACGAAACCACAAACGGCAAUAGUAGACGAUUUGUGAAUGUGGAAAAGUUUAUCCAAAGCAAUAAAACCUCUCUUCAAUCAUAUUCAAAUGGAAACUCAGUCGCACCUUCCCCCAUCCAUGAAACACCACCUGUUACACCCCAUAUGACAAUUCCAUAUUCUAUGCCCACAAAACCGCAUAUCAGACAAAACAAUGGAAACCACAAUGGAAACAUUGUCGAAGGCUGGUCUCAUGCAAGUGUAAGGGAAUAUCAUUCAGAAGACCAACAUAAAAGCCCUAAAGUUGUUCCCAAUGAACAACCAUGCAGUACUCCGAUAACAACUGUUGUGGCAACUCUACAAAGUUCUCCAAAUGAAGUUGAUCUUAAAAGUUCUAUAAAUGAAGCAACAAAAUCGGAGAUAAAUGGAAAAGAUCUUCCCGAUAAUGAAGUUGUGGAGAGUUCAAGUGGAGAUGUCGUUAUAGAACCCUUAUCACCUGAAAAAGAGUCUCCAAAAAUUGAACCAAAGACAUCGGCUUUACAAAGUGAAAAUACCCCAGUCGAGGAAAAAUCUACAAAACCUGAGGAACCUGUUGUAGAAACUGUUGAUACUCCAGACUAUGAAUCUCAGGCAGUAACACCAACUUCUCGUCCACAAUCUGGGAUUUCUGCAAAAUCUCAAGUAAUCGAAGAAGAACUUGAUUGCGAUCAACCACCACCUGUCGAACCUGAUAGAGUUUCAGAAGCAACUCAGGAGGUUCUUGAAGAUCUCGAAGAUAUCAGUGAUUACGAAGAUAACAUUGUUACGCCGAAAACUCCAACUGAACCUCUAUCUCCUUUCAAGGGUCAUAAUAAUAACCAAGAUGAGGCAAGAGCCCCUACUCCUAACAUCGAAGAUACCCACAUUUCCCCACCAAGAUCCCCAACAAUUCAAGAAAUCAAAGCCUUAUCUCGUAAAUCAUCGUUUGCAAAAAGCUGCGAUUCGCUUUUUGAUCGAACUUCGUCCAAACUUGACGCAGACAAUAGCACUGAAACCAGUUCGGACUAUCAGUCAAGCCACCUCAAUAAUACCCUCACCGAUUUUACUCCGAUAAAACCUCAACAUAUCCCUUUGCAAAGAAAAUCGAAGACUUUGUUUAUGAAGAAACAUCGCCGAAUUUCGCCUGUUAAACAAACAAUCAAUAUGGGUCAAGCUGAACUCUAUCCACAGAAUAUGACUCGCUUUGAAAAACCUAGAGAAGCUCUACAUAAAGCCUUUGACCAAUUAGACUCAUCUAAUUGGGAGGUAAACGUUAUAGGAUUAAAGUCAAUGGUACGUCUUAUGCGUUAUCAUCCCGAUACGUUGGACAAUCAAAUGCAUAUGACUUGCAUUCAGCUGACAAAGUCGGUGAGAAAUUUAAGAUCUCAGGUUUCACGGGCAGCUUGUCAAGCUUCAACCGAAUUGUUCACAAUGAAAUGUAAAUUCCUCGAACAGGAAUGCGAUGAUUUGGUGUGUGCUUUGUUACAUCGCACAGCUGACACAAAUAGAUUUCUUCGUGCCGAUGCAACAAGGGGUCUAGAAUCGAUGUGUGAUAAUUUAACGCCAUCGAAAGUCCUUAAUAUAAUGUGUUCCAAAGGAGCAACUCAUCAGAAUGCUAUUGUACGAACUACAACAGCUAAACUUCUUAAUCGUUUAGCAGAUCGUUUAGGAUGCGAUAAGAUUUAUGCAAUGGGUCGAGAAAAUCGAGAUAAGUUUAUUAUUACUGGAGCUAAUCUUUUACUUGAAGGAAGUCUAGAAACAAGGAGUUAUGCAAAAUCUCUUUUCCGAUUAAUGUCUAGUCAUCAAAAUUAUUCAAGGUUACUGUUGGAGGUAAUACCAACACGGACUUAUAGAAACAUCGAAAAAACUUUGAAAAAUAUUCGUUAAAAUAAAAAAAACACUUUAAAGUUAUGUAUUUGUAAAUAGUAUUUAUAAAGAGUUUUUUUAAUAGGUGUUGCACAAAAUUUAAAUAUUUGUUAUUAAAUGUAUACAUACAUUUUGAAGGUAUUAUUAUAAGAGAACUAUUUUUUUUUUUAACUUAA